Hansenula ciferrii is the source of this 1428-nucleotide messenger RNA. RefSeq names its product Bud22p (gene BUD22). The transcript has a single exon. Gene Ontology annotation, biological process: maturation of SSU-rRNA. NCBI's taxonomy places the organism in Eukaryota, Fungi, Ascomycota, Saccharomycetes, Phaffomycetales, Wickerhamomycetaceae. Gene Ontology annotation, cellular component: nucleus; 90S preribosome. Bases 1 to 1428 code for a protein of 475 amino acids. The record is from RefSeq and is a predicted model, not a curated record.
AUGCCUAAACAAAACAGUCUUUGGAGACUAGAUCUUCUUGAAGUUGAAUUUCUCAAAACAGAACCACGUUAUCCUAAAUCAAAAGUCUUAUUAAAAUCAAAAAGGAAACAAUCGUUAAUACCAAGUAAUAAAUCUCAAGCUUUAAAAGAAAUUGAUGCUUUAAGACAAGAUGUCUUCGAUAAAAAAUUACACAGUUCUUUAGUCAAAUAUAAAAGAGCUUUGAAAAAGAUCGUCAAAGCUCCAGCUUCAAAGAAAACUUCAGAAGAAGAAACUAAAUUCAUCAAGAGCUUAGAUAUUGAUAGAAUUACAAAUAUUAAGAUUGUUAAAUUGAUCCAAAAUGUUUUCAAAUUGAUACCUAAGAAACUUCAGAAUGAGCCUGAAUCAACACCAAAAUACUUACCAGCAUGGAUCGUUGAAUCCCUAACUGAUAAAGAAUCACCAAAUAAUCAAUCAAAUUUUUAUAAUUCUUUAUCACAAGAUCAAAAAAAUUAUUAUUCAAAACUUAUGAACCAUAAAGAAAUUUCAAGUAUUGUGAAGAUUGUGGAGAACAGUUUCAAGAUCAUUUUAGGUCCUGUUAAGGAUAAAGAUGGAAAGAAAGAUAUUGAAGAUCUUGAAUCAAGUGAAAGCGAAAGUGAAGAAGAAGAAACUAAAGGAAACGAUGACAAAGAUGAAGAAAGCGAAGAAGAAGAAGCAGAAGAUAGAAGAAACAGCGAAGAUGCAAGUGAUGAUGAUUACAGUAAAUAUGAUGCUUUGGUUGCUGGAUCUGAAGAUGAAGAUGAAGAAGUUGAACUAGAUAAUGAGAUUAAUUAUAAUAGUGUGACAGAUACAGAGCCUUCAGAUCAAGAACAAGCAGAAGAAUCAGAAUCAGAAGCAGAUGAUUUCUUUGAAGAAGAACCUAAAAAGACCAAAAAGGAAAAGGAAAAGGAAAAGCUUAAAAAAGAAGAAGCUAAAUAUAAUUUACCAGAACUAGCUGCUGGUUAUUUUUCAGGUGGAUCAGAUUCAGAGAUUGAAGAAGAUGAAUUAGUUGAAGAAAUAACUAAACCAAAAAAGAAGAAUAGAAGAGGUCAAAGAGCAAGACAAAAAAUUUGGGAAGCUAAGUUUAAAAACAAUGCAAAUCAUAUAAAGAAAGAAAGAGAUGAAAAGCAGCAACAACGUGAACAAAGACAAAAAGAAUAUGAAGAAAGAGUCGCUAAAAGGGCCGCUAAAGCUAAAGAAAUGGAAGUCACUGGUUCAAAUUCAGCUCCAUUGAAGCAACGUACUUUCAAUAAAGACGCCAAACAACCAGAGCCAUUACCUUUCUCACCACAACCUGAACCAGCUAAAGCUGAAGAAAAAGAUACUAAAUUACAUCCAUCUUGGGAAGCUAAGAAGAGACAAGAAGAAGCUUUGAAGAACGUUAAGUUCCAAGGUAAGAAAGUUAAGUUUUAA